UCCACCAAGGAUUCUUUCUGAAAGGAAAUCCUUUCUCUGAUGUCCCUGCAUUUAACACAGGUUAAACUUUUGUAUUGUUCAACUCCUUUUUGUGGAAGGGAAGGAAGACAGAAUCAUGGGCAAUUUAUAGGAAUUCUUGGGGAGAUAGGAAUAAAUUGGAACUUGUUGAAUUGAAAGUUCUGGAAUUUUCCAUAUUCACUGGUACAUGCAGGAUUAUGGAGACGGUCAAUCAAACCGGCAGUGUCUCUGAGUUCAUCCUCCUGGGACUGUCCUCCCGGCCUGAGGACCAGAAGCCACUUUUUGCCCUGUUCUUCAUCAUGUACAUGGUCACUCUGGUAGGAAACCUGCUCAUCAUCCUGGCCAUCCGCUCUGACACUCAACUCCAGACACCUAUGUAUUUUUUCCUCAGCAUCUUAUCCUUCAUUGAUGUUUGCUACACAACAACCAUCAUUCCCAAGAUGCUGGUGAACUUCCUGUCAGAGAAGAAGUCCAUCUCCUACGCUGAGUGUAUGACCCAGAUGUAUUUCUUCUUGGCUUUUGCCAACACAGAAAGUUAUCUCCUGGCUGCCAUGGCCAUUGACCGCUUUGUGGCCAUCUGUGACCCAUUCCACUAUGUCACCACCAUGAGCCACCGCCGCUGCGUCCUGCUGCUGGCUUUCUCCUGCUCCAUCUCUGACCUCCAUUCCCUGUUACUAGUUCUUCUGAUAAACCGUCUCACCUUCUGUGACUCCAAUGUUAUCCCCCACUUCCUCUGUGACAUCAACCCUCUGCUGAAAUUGUCCUGCUCCCCCACAUUUGUCAAUGAAAUUGUAAUUAACACAGAAGGAUUGAUAACCCUGGUGACCCCCUUUAUGUGUGUUGUCAUCUCUUAUGUCCGGAUCCUCAUUGCUGUUCUUAAGAUCCCUUCAGCUGCGGGGAAGCGUAAAGCUUUCUCUACCUGUGGCUCCCACCUCACCAUGGUGACCCUCUUUUAUGGAAGCAUUAUUUAUGUUUAUUUCCUACCCCUGUCUAGCUAUACCAUCAAGGACAGGGUGGCAACAGUCAUCUAUACAGUUCUGUCCUCCAUGCUGAACCCUUUUAUCUAUAGUCUGAGGAACAAAGACAUGAAGCAAGGCUUGAGGAAGCUGAUGGGCAGGAGGUCCCAGGCAGCACUUUUGUGAGCACACUCAGAAGCAGGUCUUCUUUGAGCCUUCAUUUCUGCUGAUUCCUGGUCUACAUACCAAGCUGCUAGAAGUUAGCAUACCUAAACUGAGUGUUCGUGGGAAAUUGUAUAAGUGACCAGACUAGAAUAUUAUAUACCAAGUCUUAUAUAUUCAUAAUAUUUUAUAUUUAUCUUACAGUAUAAUAAUAGUAAUAAUAAUAAUAAUAUAUCUUAUCAUAUACCCACCAAUCAAAGCCACCUCAUUAGGGCCACCUAACUGACCCAGGGUCUUUGCACCCAUUUCUCAUUCUCUUACUCCCAUUCCCUUUUCCUAUCCACUCCUUCCAAGUGCAACUAAAAAUUUCUCACUAAUUUUUCUUGACUAGAUUUCUCCUUGUCAAUAACUCUGAAUUCCCAGGGUGCCUGAGUGGCUCAGUCAGUUAAGCGUCUGACUUGAUCUCGGCUCAGGUCGUGAUCUCACCAUUUGUGAGAUCGAGCCCUAUGUCAAGCUCUGUGCUCACAGUUUGGAGCCUGCUUGGGAUUCCCUCUCUCUCUCUGUCUCUCUUUCUGUGUGUGUGUGUUUGUGUGUGUGUGUGUGUCUGUAUAUCUUAAAAUAAAUAAAUAAACAUUUAACAAAAAAACCUGAGCUCCCAGUAUCCUUAUGUAAUUUAAGAAACAUCUUCAAUUGGAUAUGGUACAUACAUACAAUGGAAUAUUACUCAGCCAUAAAAAAGAAUGAACUCUUGCCAUUUGCAAUGAUGUGGAUGCAGCUAGAUAGUAUAAUGCUAAGUGAAAGAAGUCAGUCAGAGAAAGAUACCAUAUGAUUUCACUCAUAGGUGGAAUUUAAGAAACACAACAAACAAGCAAAAAGAAAAAUAGAAAAAGAGAGAAAGACAAACCAAGAAACAGACUUUUAACUAUAGAGAACAAACUGAUGGUUACAAGAGGGGGGUUGGUGGGGAAUGGGUUAAAUAGGUGAUGGGGACUAAGGAGUGCUCUUGUGAUGAAUCACUAUGGAAGUGCUGAAUCACUAUGUUGUACACCUGAAACAAAUAUUACACUGUAUGUUAACUGGAAUUUAAAUAAAAACUUAAAAAAAGAAACGUCUUCAAUUAGUUACUCAAUUUUCAGCAAUUUCAACGUCCCUGAAAUUACUUAAGGUGAUAUUGUGUGUGUGCAUUUUGUCUUCCCUGUAAGAUUAGGAACUCCCCAACAGCAGAGACAGUUUUUGCAUGCAAGACAGA
Messenger RNA from Acinonyx jubatus (cheetah), 2385 nucleotides. RefSeq names its product olfactory receptor 1L1-like. NCBI's taxonomy places the organism in Eukaryota, Metazoa, Chordata, Mammalia, Carnivora, Felidae. Gene Ontology annotation, cellular component: membrane. Gene Ontology annotation, molecular function: olfactory receptor activity; G protein-coupled receptor activity. The coding region runs from base 216 to 1160 and encodes 314 amino acids. Gene Ontology annotation, biological process: G protein-coupled receptor signaling pathway. The record is from RefSeq and is a predicted model, not a curated record. The transcript has a single exon.